AUGAAAAUUUGGACAUCAGAACACGUAUUCGACCAUGACUGGGAGACCGUGGUCACAGCUGCAUGGCGAAAGUAUCCGAAUCCGAUGAACCAGGGAGUGACUGGAAUGGAUGUUUUGAGGCAAAAUCUGCAAGGAGGAAAACUUCUGUCUGAGAGAAUCAUCCAGUCUCAUUUCCACAUACCAAGUUGGGCAACAAAGUUAACUGGUUUCUCGGGAACACAGUACUCCCACGAAUAUACAGUAAUCGAUCCAGAAAGCAAAACUAUGGCAUUGACGACUCGAAAUCUCAAUGGCUCUCAUUUUCUCCGAGUAGACGAAAAGCUCACCUAUACGCCGCUGCCAGAUGAUCCGAAAAAGACUAUAUUAAAGCAAGAAGCCAUAGUGACAAUUACCCUACCAGCAUUUGCAGAUUACUGUGAGAAAACGUUCAUUGGUGUCUAUUCAUCGAACGCUGCAAAGGUCAAAUUCGAUUCUCGACUGAGGAUUCCGACCCUUGGCGUACUCUUGUAG
Molecule: messenger RNA, 510 nt
Organism: Cooperia oncophora
Lineage: Eukaryota; Metazoa; Nematoda; Chromadorea; Rhabditida; Trichostrongylidae
Source: the annotation of a GenBank genome assembly